Molecule: messenger RNA, 1617 nt
Organism: Stylonychia lemnae
Lineage: Eukaryota; Ciliophora; Spirotrichea; Sporadotrichida; Oxytrichidae
Source: the annotation of a GenBank genome assembly
AUGGGAAACAGCAAUAAAAAGCGAGCUUCAGACAAGUCCUUUGAACUUGAAAACUCCAUGCAUCAAAACAAAAAAAACCUAGAUAUUCCAGUCAAGUUCGAUUAAAGGUCCAAAAGUGUGAAUGGCAAUAGAAUCUUACAGCCGCAGUAGUAGUAGCCUAACUAGAGCUAAAUAUAGCAGAACUUGCAAAAUUAAAACUAAAAUGUAAAUCAGCAAUGGGAUUAACCUCAGCAGCAGGUUGCUAAUGUCAACGGCAUGUAUCUCCCUAUUGUUUUGCCACCUGAUUAAUUGCCUAAUGGUCAAGCUAGGGUUAUCCCAUAGCCUCUACAGUAAAAUAGAGCUCCAAAUCACUAGGUACAAGGACAUAGACAGUAAUAGCAAGUGCAGCAAUAAAAUUAACAAAGACAGCAAUUACCUGUUUAGGGUGCUAAUAUUAGUAGCACAAUGCAGUCUUAGAACAUAGCAAGAGUAAGAAGAGUUAUGGGGGAAGAAUAUGGCUCUGAAGUUGACUCCUAAGAUGAGGAUUAUCAAGAUCUGAUUAAUGAAGCUAUUAUUUAGUCUAUAUUUGAGCAGGAAAGAAGUGCAGAAGAGGAGAAAAUGCUUAGAGAAGUGAUGAAGCUCUCCUCUCUUGAACACAAAAAGAAUAAUGGUUAACUAGAUCUUAACGCCCUGAAAAAGAAGAAGACUAUUAAUGAAGGGCAAGUUUCGAAAUAAGUUAAAGGAAUUGCUGUUGGCAAUGAAAACUUAUAACCGAUAAAAUAACUCCCACUUAAUAAUGUUUUACCUCCUAUUGAAAUUGGUGGUAAAAAAGGUAAACCCCUUUAGCUUGGUUAGAAUCCACUAGGGAAAUAAGAUUUUAAUAUGAAGUAAUAACAGCUGCCUCCACUAUCUGAUCCUUAGAAUGAAAGAGAUCUUGCUAAGUUAUCUUAGCUUAAACCAGAUAAAAAUCUAGAGGAAGAGUAAAAAAGACAAAAAUAGAUGAUGGACCUUGAAGAGUAAAAAUUCCUAGAAUUAAUUACUCCAAAGGAUGAUGAGAUGGAGGAGUUUAAAACUAAGGCAACAACUUAAUCUAAAAUGAGUAAGCAAUCAAAUAUGAAUGAAAAGAGCUUUAUCAGCAAUCAGUCAAAGUUAUAAGAGAAAUCUGUGGUUGCUCCAAAGACGCAGAAGGAGGAGAUUCAAGAAUUGCUAGGAACUUCUCCAAACAAAAAGAAGGCGAGAGAUGUGUUUGAAAGUCCUAGCAGAUUACCUGGGAAUAUUAAUGAAUUCGAUGACUUGCUUGAUGACUCUUUAGACCUAACUGAUAUUAUGCCAAAGGAAUAGGAUAAGAACAAAAUCAAAGAGAUAAUGGCUAAGAAAAAGGAUAAGCAAAUUGAAAACUAAAUUAACUUCGAUUUGCACAAAGGGGACAAGAAGAGCAUAUUCUACAAUAACGACAAUGAUGAUACAAUGAUCAGCAGUAAAUAGCCAAAUAAAAAGGAUGUUUUGAGAGAGAGCGAGGAUGACUUUGAUAAACUAAUUGGCCACAUUGAGGGAUCUCGUAUCGAAUCUAAAAAUGUACAGAAGGCUGAUAAUAACAAUUUAAUUGAAAAGAGUGAAGAGGAUGAAGACUUCUUUUGA